CCAACUUUCUCUCUAGUUCCUUAUUCGUGGAUCUCAAUCAUAUCCCCAAAUCCUAUUUAUACGCCUAUUUUUCUUUAUCUUUUUCGAUAAAAUCCACCAUAAAUCUCAUUGACCCACUUGGGUUUUUCUUAAUCUAAUCAUAUACUUCAACAUCUCGAGGUAAAUGGCGUUACCCACCGAGAUUCAUCACUCUGUUGUUUCAGCUAAUUGAUCAUGGAAGAUCGCAAUUACAGCUCCCACCGGAUUCACGGCAUGUCGGAUGUCGUUUUCGAAUGCGUGAUUCCGUACAUACACGAUGAGCGUGACCGUCAAUCCGUCUCCUUGGUGUGCCGGAGAUGGUACGAGCUUGAUUCGCAGACGCGAAAGCACGUAACUAUAGCCUUGUGUUACGCCUCCACUCCCAAACAGCUAUGGCGGAGGUUCCCUUAUCUUGAAUCGUUGAAACUCAAAGGGAAGCCACGCGCCGCCAUGUAUAACUUGAUCCCCGAGGAUUGGGGCGGCUAUGUGGCGCCGUGGGUGGAGGAAUUUGCGAGAUCUUUCAGAUGCUUAAAAAUUGUUCAUUUUAGAAGGAUGAUUGUGACCGAUGAAGAUCUUAAGGUACUCGCUCGAGCUCGUGGUCAUGUUCUUCAGGUUCUUAAGCUUGAUAAGUGCUCCGGGUUUUCCACCGAUGGACUUUUGCAUAUUUGUCGCUCCUGCAGGAAUUUGGAAACCUUGUUUCUUGAAGAGAGCCAAAUAACAGAGAAGGAUGGAGAGUGGCUACAUGAGCUUGCUUUGAACAAUACCAUGCUUGAAACAUUAAACUUUUACAUGACAGAUCUGUCCAAGGUGAGUUUUAAGGAUCUUGAACUCAUUGCCACAAAAUGCAAGUCUCUAGUUUCGGUCAAAAUAGGCGAUUGUGAAAUCUUGGAUCUCGUUGGCUUCUUUCGUGCUGCUGUUUCCCUACAAGAAUUUAGUGGUGGUUGCUUUAAUGAUCAAGCCAAAGGCUAUGCUGAUGUAACGUAUCCCCCAAGAUUGUGUCGAUUGGGCCUAAAUUACAUGGGUACCUAUGAGAUGCCGAUUGUGUUUCCCUUUGCAUCGCGGCUCAAGAAACUUGAUCUCCUCUACGCCCUUCUUGACACCGAAGAUCAUUGUCUCUUGCUCCAGCGGUGUCCUAAUCUCGAAGUUCUUGAGACGAGAAAUGUGAUUGGAGACCGUGGAAUGGAAGUUCUUGCCAGCUCUUGCAAGAAAACAAAACGGCUAAGGAUCGAGCGAGGGGCCGAUGAGCAAGAAAUGGAAUACGAAGAAGGCGUUGUUUCUCAAAGAGGACUAACCGCCUUAGCCCAAGGAUGUCUAGAGCUAGAAUACAUAGCCGCAUACGUAUCCGAUAUCACAAAUGCAGCACUCGAAUGCAUUGGCACACACCUGAAAAACCUCCUCGACUUCCGACUCGUCCUCCUGGACCGCGAAGAGGUAAUCAACGACUUACCCCUCGAUAAUGGCGUCCGAUCCCUACUAAGUGGCUGCAAUAAACUUAGAAGAUUUGCACUUUAUCUUAGACCAGGAGGGUUGACUGAUGUGGGUUUGACUUAUAUUGGUCAAUAUAGUCAAAAUAUAAGAUGGAUGUUAUUAGGGUAUGUUGGAGAAUCUGACAAGGGUCUUUUGGGGUUUUCCAAAGGGUGCCCUAGCCUACAAAAACUUGAAGUUAGAGGGUGUUGUUUUAGUGAACAAGCAUUGGCUAGUGCUGUUCUGCAGUUAAGGUCACUUAGGUACCUUUGGGUUCAAGGGUAUAGAGGGUCACCAGAUGGGUGUGACUUCUUAGCCAUGGCUAGACCAUUUUGGAACAUUGAGAUAAUACCUUCUAGAAAGGUGAAUGCUGGUGGGGAUAAAGAGGAAGAGCAUCCUGCACAUGUGCUUGCUUACUAUUCACUUGCUGGAUCAAGAACAGAUUUCCCUCCUUCUGUUAUCCCACUUGGAAUCCACCAUAAGCAGAUCAAAGAAUGAAAGAUGAAAAAUGAAUGGAAGAUAUGAUAUGAUGGCUGCUUUUAUGGCCAUUUAACCGUUUUUGAGCUUUUCUAAAACGUUCUGGUUGUUUGAUAUGGUGUGAGAAGAAAUGAAGAUGUGAUUGUAAGAUGUAUUAGUUGAUGUGAUGAGCGGUUAUGAUCUGAAUGCGAGUUUUAUUUAUCGAGAGAAAGAGAGUGGGAAAAAGAUGUCAUAAUUGUGUCUUUCUGAUAUGGUUAUUCGACAUUUCUACACUUUUUAGUUGUUUAAUGUGAAGAUUAGAUUCUAUGGUGCUUUUAUAUGUGCAUCAAAUAAGAAAAAUUGUUCGACAAUGUAAAAAAAUUAGAGUAAAUUAUGGAGUUGGUUCUUGUAGUGUCUUGA
This is a messenger RNA of Cynara cardunculus var. scolymus (artichoke), 2358 nucleotides long. RefSeq names its product coronatine-insensitive protein 1-like. NCBI's taxonomy places the organism in Eukaryota, Viridiplantae, Streptophyta, Magnoliopsida, Asterales, Asteraceae. The transcript has 3 exons. The record is from RefSeq and is a predicted model, not a curated record. Gene Ontology annotation, cellular component: SCF ubiquitin ligase complex. Gene Ontology annotation, biological process: SCF-dependent proteasomal ubiquitin-dependent protein catabolic process. The coding region runs from base 214 to 1980 and encodes 588 amino acids.